Molecule: messenger RNA, 1326 nt
Organism: Thalassophryne amazonica
Lineage: Eukaryota; Metazoa; Chordata; Actinopteri; Batrachoidiformes; Batrachoididae
Gene: gpatch4
Product: G patch domain containing 4
Exons: 8
Coding region: 84-1190 (368 amino acids)
Biological process (GO): regulation of ribosome biogenesis
Cellular component (GO): nucleolus
Molecular function (GO): nucleic acid binding
Source: RefSeq, a predicted model, not a curated record
CUGUGGAAGCCGCAUGUGCGGAAGCUAAUGCAGUGUUUUUAGCGUCUUACACUUUGUGUUUUUGAUGAAAUUAACACCAAAAGAUGGCAGACACAAUGCAGGAGGAAACUAGUGGUAUAAAAUUUGCAGAGCAGCAACUCCGGCGUCACGGCUGGAAACAUGGUAAAGGUUUGGGCCGAGAUGAAAAUGGCAUGACAGAAGCUAUCAAAGUGAAGGUUAAAUGUAACAAAGGAGGGAUUGGCCAUAAGGAGGGGGAGCAGUUCACCUUCCAAUGGUGGGAUCAUGUCUUUAAUAAGGCCUCUUCCAGUUUGAAGGUGGAGUCUGACCAGAACAGUAUUAAGGUAAAGAAGAUGACUGGAGAAGAUGAAGGCAUGGUCUCUAACAAAAAACCACGGAAGAUGAUGCUGGCUAAAUCUAAACUUUAUGGAUGCUUUGUCAAGUCAGCUACACUGCUGUCUGGUCAGGAACAGCCAGAGCCCAAGUCUUGUGACUCUGAUGACAGCAGCAGCUCAGAUGAGGAGAGGUUGGAUCUGUCCAGCACCACCAAACUUUCUGAUGCUGAUUUAAAGAAGGCUUGCGGAGGACGCACAGCUCAUAAGGGAGCCCGGCACGGGCUGACAAUGAGCGCCAAGUUAGCCAGACUGGAGCAGCAGGAGGCAGCCUUCAUGGCCAAGUAUGGCAAGAAGUGCCAGCCAGCCAGCGCUUCAUCGGUUCGUGUUCCACAGACACAGCAGAGCAGCUCAGGGGACUCAGAAGAGGCGUCCCAGAGCAAAAAGAUUAAAAGAAAGCCAUCGUUCGAUGAGGUAAAUGGUGAUGCCAUGUCUGAAAGCAGUGAAGGUGGUGUUAAACCCAAAAAGAGAAAAAAGAAAAAGAAGACAAGAGAGGGUUCUGAGGAAAUGGUUGUUGCAGAAGAGGAGUUGACCAAUGCAGAUAAAAAUGAAGAGCAAAGUACAAAAAGGAAAUGCAGAAAGAAGAAAAACAGUGAAAAUGGUGAGAGGGAGACGGCUGCUACAGAGUGCAAGAGUCCAGAAAAAACUGCUCAGGUUUCCUCAGAUCUGCACACUACAGAAGAAAAAAUGAAGAAAUCCAAACGCCACAGCAAGUCGGUUGCAGCCUCAGCCGAGGUCGAGGAUAAUGACACAGAAUCCAGCCAGAAGAAGAAGAAAAAAAAAGGAAAGCAAAAGCAGUAACACUGGAUGAAACUGAAACUAGAAGUUACUCUGCAGCAGCUGAACUUGAAAUAAGGACAAACUGCAGAUGACUAUAAAUGAUGUACAGUAGUGUUCAGAAUAAUAGUAGUGCUAUGUGACUCAAAAGAUUAAUCCA